This is a messenger RNA of Betta splendens (Siamese fighting fish), 1547 nucleotides long. RefSeq names its product SAP domain containing ribonucleoprotein (gene sarnp). NCBI's taxonomy places the organism in Eukaryota, Metazoa, Chordata, Actinopteri, Anabantiformes, Osphronemidae. Gene Ontology annotation, biological process: poly(A)+ mRNA export from nucleus. Bases 104 to 739 code for a protein of 211 amino acids. The record is from RefSeq and is a predicted model, not a curated record. Gene Ontology annotation, cellular component: nucleus. The transcript has 11 exons.
UUUGACCGUCCGUCCUGCAGGAGGCGCUGUGACUCAGAGCGCUACUGUUCAAGGGCAGCUGCGCUUUGAUUGGAGGAAGUCGUUUAUACAUCAACAAAGAAAGAUGGCUGAAGUGAUAGAGCUCCAUAAGUUGAAGCUUGCUGAACUGAGGCAGGAGUGUGAAGCCCGAGGUUUGGAAACCAAGGGAAACAAAGGUGACCUCAUUGCUCGGCUGCAGGCGUAUCUGGAGGAACAUGAGGAAGAUGUGGAUGUUGAUGAUGUGUUGGAAGAGGAUCCAGAGGACUUAAUCAAAAAUGAGAGUGCCAAUGACAAAAAAGAUGAUCAGGAGGUGGAACCAACUGAAUGUGAAAUACCUACUGAAAAAAAUGUUGUGAAGAUAACUCCCGUGUCAUCUGUCAGUGACAGACUACAGAAGAGAGCUGAACGUUUUAACUUACCAGCAACAUCUGACAACAAAAAGGCCAUUCGUGCAGCACGGUUUGGCUUACCUGCUAAUGCUGCCAGCCCAUCUCCAGGCGUCGUUGCUAACAGUAAAGCUGCUGUGAAUGUCGAUCAGCUGAAGAAGAGAGCAGACAGAUUUGGCAUGAAUGUUUCAUCCAUUUCUAAAAAGAUUGAAGAGGAUGAAAAACUUAAGAAGAGGAAGGAGAGGUUUGGGAUCCUAACGGGUGCAGGUUCAACUGGUUCGGAUGAUGUUGAAAUAAAGAAAAUCAAGCGUGCUGAAAGAUUUGCAAAAGUUUAAAGCAGUGGUAGGAUUGCUCUAAAUCAAAAGUAUAGUUAAAUAAGUGAAGUUGGAUCAGUUUAAAUGGUUAAAAUGGUUUCUACUGAGCCUUAGUGCAGUGGAUUUUAUAAAACAAUCUUCAACCUGCCUGUUUCUUUUACUUUCUGUGAAACGAUUUCCAGUUGUGAAAAAAGGUUUUUACUUUUCUCAACGCUAUAGUUUUCUUUUUUGACCUUUUCAUUUGGAUAACUGAGGGCUUACCAUGAGAGCAUGGCCAUUAGUGCUGGUGCCUAUGUACUAUAGAAGUGCAGUGAAGUCUAUUUUUUAUUUUUCAGGACAAACUGUUCAUUGGGGGAAUUCUGCUUCCUUGGUUUAAAAUCCAAAUGAGCACAUUAAACACAAAAAGCACAGCAAAAACCUGCAGACUAACAAGCAAUGAUGCUUUUAUUUGUUCAAAGGGAGUAAUGAUGGUAUUGGGAAGAACUUCUCCUAGCCUAAGCAGGACAUCUAAACAUGUCAUUAUCCUAAACGCAUUUAAUAUGAUCCAGUGAAACAGGAAAAUAAAUGCAGAAAUAAACCAAAGCAGAGAUAAUAAUAUUCAUUAGGAUUCAUUCUUGUAUUUCUGGCAGAAUAUUGCAAUUAGACAUUUUCCAUUUAAUUGACCGAACUAACUUGUUUGUACUUGGUGUCUGUUAAAGUAUGCUCUUCUUGAUUGAUCAGGUAGCCUACAGUUUUUUUCUUUUGGGGAUUUGAUUAUACACUGUCUCAGUUACUUGUCCAUUUUAUAACAUUUUGUGAUUUCAAAUAAAUUGUUUACAAGUUUUGGAAA